AUGGCUCAAUCAGCUAGGACAGCUAUCGCAAGGAAACUACUGCAAUUCACUUCAUGUACAGAAUCACAACUGGUUGGAUUGCUCGGUACCCCUAAAACCGGCACACCAUAUCAGUUCCGGUUGCCCAUACACAAACUGGGGUCCACUGCCGCCGAAGCACGAACAUCCACUCUAUGGCACGAUCGAUUAUCAAAAGAGUUUGCUUCAGACACCUUCAUUGCUAAAGCAGCCACGCAAGGUCCUUUUCUGGAAUUCACCGUUCAACCUUUGACUUAUCUUCAACGGACAUUGCACCAAGUAUAUGCACAAAAAGAACGUUAUGGCUGGAGCGAAUAUUCAGGCACAGGCGUGGAAAAACCGACGGUAGUAAUCGAUUACAGCUCCCCCAAUAUUGCCAAACCAUUUCAUGCAGGUCACUUGCGAAGUACGAUCAUUGGCAAUUUCGUGAAACGAGUGCAUGAAGCCAUGGGAUACCGUGUGAUAGGCAUCAAUUACCUAGGCGACUGGGGAAAGCAAUAUGGUCUUUUGGCAGUUGGAUUCGAAAAGUAUGGAGACGAAACUGCAUUAGCCAAGGAUCCUAUUCACCACCUUUAUGAAGUGUAUGUGAAAAUCAAUGCAGACGCUGCAAAGGAUCCCAAUAUCGACCAACAAGCAAAUGAUUAUUUCAGACGCAUGGAGCAUGGAGAUGAAAAAGCUCUUGAGCAGUGGCGUCGCUUCCGUGAGAUGAGUAUUCGUUCAUAUACAUCCAUCUAUAAGCGUCUGAAUAUCGAAUUCGAACAAUAUUCUGGUGAAUCCGAAACCGAACCGUACAUUGCCAAAGUUCAUCAGCAGUUGAAGCAGUGUGAUCUGAUUACCGAAACCGAUGAUGGGGCGUGGGUCGUGGACCUGGAACAGUAUAAACUCGGCAAACCCAUUGUGCGACGCGCUGACGGUACCAGUCUGUACCUGACCCGGGAUUUGGCCAGUUUGACAUUGCGCAAGGAAAAGUACGGGUUCGAUAAGGCUGUGUAUGUGGUGGGAACCGAACAGUCGCUUUAUCUGCAACAGGUGUUCAAGAUUUACCAACUUUUACAACGCGAUGGUCAUGUCCCUGAGUUGCAUCACGUUAACUUUGGACGGAUCAACGGCAUGUCGACCCGCAAAGGCACGGUAGUAUUCCUGCAAGAUAUUCUUGACACCGCUCAAGAAAAGAUGGAGGAAAAUAUGCAAGAGGGAGGCAACCAGAUGAAAUACGAUCAGUUGUACGAUCAAGGGCUCGAUAACGGCCUGGUCGGUCAGGAUGCCAUCCAUUACAUUGCUGAUAAAUUGGGUACUUCCGCCGUGAUUGUACAGGAUAUGGUAGCCAAACGCAUCAAGAACUAUCAAUUCUCAUGGGAUCGGAUGACCAAAGCGCAGGGGUAUACGGGAGUGUACCUCCAGUUCACCUAUGCACGGAUGUGCGGCAUUGAACGAUAUGCCAAUACCCCGAUUCGUCCGGACUGUGAUCUUUCGUUGCUGAAAGAAAAGGAAGCCUUUGAGUUGGGAUUAAUUAUCUCGCAAUUUCCGGACAUUGUGCGUGGCAGUUAUCGUACUAUGGAUCCAUGUACGCUUGUUCAAUAUCUCUUUAAACUUUCGCACGCUAUCAGCCAAGCGAAUCACCUGUUACGCGUGAAAGAUACAGACAAACAUAUUGCGGAGCCACGGAUGUUGCUUUUUUGGGCUGCCAAAACCACUCUCGCCAAUGGCCUUCGACUCAUUGGCAUUGAACCUCUUGAACGCAUGUAA
Radiomyces spectabilis is the source of this 1764-nucleotide messenger RNA. Its product is annotated as arginyl-tRNA synthetase. Gene Ontology annotation, biological process: arginyl-tRNA aminoacylation; mitochondrial translation. Lineage: Eukaryota; Fungi; Mucoromycota; Mucoromycetes; Mucorales; Radiomycetaceae. Gene Ontology annotation, molecular function: arginine-tRNA ligase activity; ATP binding. The coding region runs from base 1 to 1764 and encodes 587 amino acids. The transcript has 5 exons. Gene Ontology annotation, cellular component: cytoplasm; mitochondrion. The record is from RefSeq and is a predicted model, not a curated record.